AGCAUAAGCUUUCCUCUUGGCUGCACCUAAUAACUCUUUGGCGACACAAAUAAAACGCCUACCGAGGGACGCGUCCGGAAGUGUGUUCAAUAUUUUUACUAUCAGCUGUUAAUUACAGUAUAUAGCUUUUUCUUUGGAAACGGUUGACGUGAAAAUAAGUAGUGGUGCUUCAGGGAUAUUGCGAUAUAUGUCCAUUGUACCCGGGUUCCGCUUUCGGUCAGUUAGCAGUCGACAGCUAGCUGGAUGUUCGUCACCUGACUUGUAGGUUUAAUUUUACUGCUGUCAAUGGACGCUGAAGGCCCGGUCUGCGACGACUCCGGGAGGAAGCGGAAGGUGCACGGCAUGUUGAAGCUCUACUACGGGCUCAACGAAGAAGGGAAGGCCGAUGAGAAGCCGCAGUCCCUGGAUCCGUGUGACAUCAACGGGCCGCAUUUUGACCCCGAGGACUACCUCAACAAGCUUCGAAGAGAAUGCUCUCUUGCAGAGCUGAUGGACCAGGAGACCUGCAUGGUCAAGCAGAUCCGUUCUUUGGAUAGUGACAUGCAGACACUGGUCUACGAAAACUACAACAAAUUCAUAUCGGCUACAGACACCAUAAGGAAGAUGAAGAAUGAUUUCAAAAAGAUGGAGGAUGAAAUGGACUGUCUCUCCGCUAACAUGGCGGCAAUCACUGAUUUUAGUGCUCGCAUCAGCGGUACCCUUGAAGACCAGCAUGCGCAGAUUACCAAACUCUCAGGGGUUCACGCUUUGUUAAGGAAGUUGCAGUUUCUGUUUGAACUGCCUGCCAGAUUAAACAAGUGCUUAGAGCUGCAGGCCUACGCUCAAGCAGUGAGUUCCCACCGGCGCGCUCGCUGUGUGCUGCAGCAAUACAGCCACCUUCCUUCCUUCAAGGGCAUCCAGGACGACUGCCAUGCCAUCAUGGAAAAGCUGGCGCAGGAGCUUCGGCAGAAGUUCAGGGACGGCGGCUCGAGUGCCAAAGACCUCUCGGAGUGCGUGGAGCUGCUGUUGCAGUUGGAGGAGCCCGCGGAGGAGCUGUGCGAAAAGUUCCUGAGCCACGCGGGCUCUCGCCUAACGUUGGACCUGCGGAGCCUGGAGGCCGAGAUAAGACCGAGCCCGUCCGCGUCAGCCGUGAAGGACGCUCCCGGGCGAAGGCCUUCACCUCGCGCCGCCGCUGGCUCGCCACCUGCCGGCACCCUACCGUCGCCCGCUUCCAACUCCGACAUCCUGGAGUUCAUCGACAGAGGCUGUAACGAGUUUGUCAGCUGCUUGUGUUUAGUAAUUACGUCUUAUCAAGAGCUGUUCGUCAACCGCGCUCAGACAGGCGAGCCGGCGUCCAAAAAGAUUCCUCAGAUGGCCAAUAGCAAGCUGCACGCCUUCGUGGAUGAUCUGGCCGCUCGAUAUUUCUCACUUGUGGAGCGAAGGAUCCAAGAGGAAAAGGGGGUCGCCGACAACUCCCUCUUGGUCCGCGCCCUGGACCGCUUCCACCGCCGACUCCAGGCUGUGGCCAAGCUGCUGCCGGGCUCCUCUGUGCCCAACCGAGGCACUGAGAUCGUGAUGCGCGCCGCGACCGAGCGAGUCAAGCAGUAUCUCGCCGCUCUCCAGAGCUUCUACGUGGACAGCUUGACGGACGUGAGGCGGGCCCUGGCGACGCCUCGCCUCUCGCUGGCUGCUCCGGGGGGCGGGUCUCAUUUGGGCGGUCCGGCAUCUGGCAGAGAUGCUCCGACCGGCCUCCCGGAGCUGCUGUCCUCCCUGUCGGCUUCUAUUCUAAAUCAGAUCAAGUCAGUGUUGGCAUCUGUGCAUCUGUUCACAGCCAAGGACAUCACUUUCUCCAAUAAGCCCUACUUUAAGGGAGAAUUCUGCUGCCAGGGCGUCCGCGAGAGCCUGGUUGUGAGUUUCAUAAAGUUUGUGUGUCAGUCCUCUCGGCAGUUUUGCGAGAGUGCGGGAGACAAGGGAGGGUCCACCCCGCCGGCCCUCCUCUUGCUCCUUUCUCGACUCUGCCUGGAUUAUGAAACCUCCGCAAUCUCUUACAUCCUCACGCUUACCGACGAACAGUUCCUAGCACAGCACCACAGUCCAGUGACGGCCGUCACUGCUCUAUGUGCAGAAGCCAGGGAGGCAGCACAGAAACUACUCAACCAUUAUGUCAAGGUUCAAGGCCUAAUUAUUUCCCAGAUGCUUCGAAAGAGCGUCGAAACACGAGACUGGGUCAACACUAUCGAGCCACGGAAUGUCCGUGCGGUGAUGAAGAGAGUUGUGGAGGACACCACCUCGAUUGACGUGCAGGUGGGUCUUCUGUACGAGGAAGGUGUGAGGAAAGCGCACAGCAGUGAUUCAAGCAAAAGGACCUUCUCGGUCUACAGCAGCUCAAGGCAGCAAACUCGCUACGCUGCAAGCUACACGCCAAGUGCUCCAAUGGACACUAAUCUGCUGAGCAACAUACACAAGCUGUUUUCUGAGCGGAUUGACAUCUUCAGCUCAGUGGAGUUCAACAAGGUUUCUGUGAUGACGGGAAUCAUCAAAAUCAGCUUAAAGACAUUCCUGGAGUGCGUCCGGCUGCGCACGUUUGGCCGCUACGGGCUGCAGCAAAUCCAGGUUGACUGUCACUACUUGCAGAUGUACUUGUGGCGCUUCGUGUCUGACGAGAAUCUGGUACACUUCCUGCUGGACGAGAUCGUGGGAAGCUCCGCCCACCGGUGCCUGGAUCCUGCCCCGAUGGAGCAAAGCGUCAUUGAAGUGAUCUGUGAACGAGGUUAAAGCUCCAAGUGCAGCACUAAGUAGCCAACCAGAGCGCGUGCAAAAACCGCUGGGUGUAUUUCAGACACUGGAGUCUUCUUUCAUUAGGUGUACUGCUAAAUGUUAGUUAUAGCAUGAAGGCAUUCAUAAAACGUUCGUGACAUAUUGGUGUAUCAAUACAGUAAAACUGACGUUGUUGACCAAUCCAACCAACUCCCAGGCACUAAUAAAACAGUUACUAAGCAGACUACUUAGUCACAUACUUCAUCUUAGGCUUUUGUAAGAUGCGAUGGUACUCAAAAUACUUACUGUAUGUAAUGCAGUUAAUGAGGAGCAGAGCAUUAUGUCAUGUUUGCAUUUAUUAGUAGGAAUAAAAGCUUGACUUCAUCAA
Phyllopteryx taeniolatus (common seadragon) is the source of this 3124-nucleotide messenger RNA. RefSeq names its product VPS51 subunit of GARP complex (gene vps51). The transcript is spliced from 11 exons. Bases 286 to 2754 code for a protein of 822 amino acids. Gene Ontology annotation, biological process: endocytic recycling; Golgi organization; Golgi vesicle transport. The record is from RefSeq and is a predicted model, not a curated record. Gene Ontology annotation, cellular component: membrane; EARP complex; GARP complex. Lineage: Eukaryota; Metazoa; Chordata; Actinopteri; Syngnathiformes; Syngnathidae.